Molecule: messenger RNA, 3090 nt
Organism: Wyeomyia smithii (pitcher-plant mosquito)
Lineage: Eukaryota; Metazoa; Arthropoda; Insecta; Diptera; Culicidae
Product: serine/threonine-protein phosphatase 2A 56 kDa regulatory subunit gamma isoform-like
Exons: 2
Coding region: 382-2088 (568 amino acids)
Biological process (GO): signal transduction; protein dephosphorylation
Cellular component (GO): nucleus; cytosol; protein phosphatase type 2A complex
Molecular function (GO): protein phosphatase activator activity
Source: RefSeq, a predicted model, not a curated record
GAUGAGCCGUGGAAAAAUCGCAACGCGAUUGAAAAAAGAAUGAAAAUUCUGUUCACAUCUGUCAAAUUCGGAAGUGUUUUUACUCGCGUUUGUUAAGAAUCGUAACUUUUUUUUAAGAAAAAAAGGUCACAUAGAUAAACUCGGCUAUUUUUUUCAAUUUGAAUGUACUCUAACUUGUGCAAGACGUGACGGCAACGACUGUAGUAUUCUCGAAUGUAUUUUUUAAUGAGCGUGCUGUAGCUUUUUUGGUGCACCACCUUUGGAAGUAGGGUGAAAGCAAAGUGGUGAUAGAGAAAUAGUGGUACAUCUAUAGAAAUCCGCAAGAUAAUCCGUUUUGAGAAGGUUUGUUUGUCGUGGCAGCGUAAUUAACAGAAAUCACGAAUGCCCCAACCAGACCGGGACAGCGAGGGUAAUAAUAAAAUGACGAUGAACGACGACGGAAAUGGAACGGUUGUGAACAGCAGCUCUACCACUACAGCCAACAACAAUUCGCUGUCGUCAAAUACUACACCUGCAACUGCGACGAAUGGAACUAACGGAGGCGGAGGCAUAGGACUUGCUGGUGCUAAUAAUAAUGGAAGCAAACAAAACAAUCUCGAUAAACGACCAACUAGUAAUAGUAGCAAUAGCAGCGGCUCGAACUUCCGGUUCAUAAUUCCCAAGUCGAAUGAGAUCGAAACUUUGCCGCAAUUGAAGGACACGUCCCAAAGUGACCGAGAAGAGCUAUUUAUUCAAAAAUUGCGUCAAUGCUGUGUUCUGUUUGAUUUCACCGAACCGCUUAAUGAUCUAAAGUACAAGGAAAUUAAACGUUGUGCUCUGCAGGAGAUGGUCGAGUAUCUGAGCAGCCAGCAGCAAAUAAUCACGGAACCGAUCUAUCCGGAAGCGAUACAGAUGUUCGCCAUGAAUCUUUUCCGUACACUGCCACCUUCGUCCAACCCAAAUGGAGCUGAAUUCGAUCCCGAGGAAGAUGAACCUACGCUGGAGGCAAGCUGGCCGCAUCUACAGUUUGUUUAUGAGCUUUUUCUUAGGUUCCUCGAGUCUCCCGAUUUUCAACCUAGUGUCGCCAAACGAUACAUCGAUCAUGGUUUUAUUCUUAAUUUAUUGGAGUUGUUUGAUUCGGAGGACCCCCGUGAGAGGGAUUUUUUAAAAACUGUUCUGCAUAGAGUUUAUGGCAAAUUUCUCGGAUUGAGAGCAUUCAUCAGAAAGCAAAUCAACAACAUAUUUUAUAAGUUCAUAUACGAAACUGAACAUCACAACGGAAUUGCAGAGCUUUUGGAGAUUCUUGGCAGUAUUAUCAAUGGUUUCGCUCUUCCACUCAAAGAAGAACACAAGCAGUUCCUGCUCAAAGUAUUACUUCCACUGCAUAAGGUCAAAAGCCUGUCCGUGUAUCAUCCGCAACUAGCCUACUGUGUAGUUCAAUUUCUGGAGAAAGAUCCUAGUUUGACCCAACCCGUUAUCAAGUGUUUGCUGAAAUUUUGGCCUAAGACACACAGUCCCAAGGAAGUGAUGUUUCUGAAUGAGUUGGAGGAAAUUCUAGACGUAAUUGAACCGGCUGAGUUUCAAAAAGUAAUGGAGCCACUGUUUCGUCAAAUAGCCAAAUGUGUGUCGAGUCCACAUUUUCAAGUCGCGGAACGGGCUUUGUAUUACUGGAAUAACGAAUACAUCAUGUCCUUGAUAUCAGAAAACUCGAAGGUUAUUCUGCCGAUAAUGUUUCCUGCUUUGAAUAGUAACUCCAAAACACACUGGAACAAGACUAUUCACGGACUGAUCUACAAUGCUAUUAAACUGUUCAUGGAGAUGAAUCAAAAGUUGUUCGAUGAGUGUCAUAAAAAGUACAAGGCCGAGCAAGAGAACGAGCAGGAGAAAUUGAAUCGACGAGAAGAGCUCUGGCAGCAGGUAGAAAGCCUCGCUCGGCAGCAUCCGACUUACGAAAAACUUUGUCUUGUUGAGACCGACGGGUCGAGUUCUAGCGAGCUGGCUCUCGCUACCACAGGAUCCUCUGCUGUGUCUACGGAAAACAGCACGGAUAAGGAUUCAUUAAUAUCGCGAUCCUACAGCAUAACACCUAUGACUCAACAGAAGACAUAAUCCAAAAACGAACCGUUCCGAUUAUCUGGUACGUCUCUUUGAUUUGUCUGUUUUUUUUAGCAAGUACCUUUUUUAAACAUAUGAACGUGUGAAAGAAAUCGAUAGGCAGUUUGAGAAAGCGAACGGUAAUGUUUUUAAAACCUAAGAUGGAGCAAAAUAAAGGAAUUAUUAAUUUAGGUAACACAAAGAGUAAAGAGUUUGCUACAAAACACAAAAUGGAAAAACGGUGUUGAAUAUUUUACUAGGACUGCAAAAACAACAACCGAAAUAUUAUUUUCAUAGGUAAUAGAAAAAGUUAGAUACGGCAAUUCAAUUGACACAUUUCAUAGAUAUGCUUCAGCAGCAAUAACAACUAGCCACGCUGCAAUCGGUGAGCUUCGUGCUAGAUGGCAUCUUUAGGUUACUAUUCGUUUCAGUUUAAAACUUUAUGAGACUCUGUUAUAGAUUCUAAGUUCUUUCGAGCGGUUGUGCCGAUUUGCGGAAGCGACUAUGAUGAUUAUUAUACACCUAUUACCACUACUCUUUCUUCUCUUUAUGACAGAAGACUCUAUCUGUGCUAUUACUGUUUACGUAGAAUGCAACACAAAUGCUAUAAAUAAUAUAUACAAAUAAACGCUACUUUAUACAAAAUUGAUGCAUGGAAGUUCUGACAGGCGAUACAAGUAAAAUCGUAUAAGUCAGUUUAAAGUGCUUAAGUAAAAUCUUUUGACGUGAUGAUGAACAAAAGUGCGACAUUAUUCACAUAGGAUGUAAUAACAAAUUGAAGAUGACCUCAAAGUCAUGUGCGUUACAAGUAUUUUUACGAUCCAGACGCAGUAAAAAAGAACAUCGUUUGACAAAAAGUAAUUUUUUUUUCUCGUCGCCAGUAAGAGAAGUAAAACAGAGUAUUCCAAUGUUUCAGUUUGGUCGUGACACACACAAGCACGAAAUAUUAGUUGAAACUGAGAUGGCAAAGAAAUUAUUGUUAGGAAUUUUCACUAAUAAAAUCAAGAGAAAGUGCAA